Molecule: messenger RNA, 644 nt
Organism: Python bivittatus (Burmese python)
Lineage: Eukaryota; Metazoa; Chordata; Lepidosauria; Squamata; Pythonidae
Source: RefSeq, a predicted model, not a curated record
AACUCCCCCAGAGGCAUUUAUAUCCAUCAGCCCCAGUGGGAUGGUGGCUCUUGGGGAAGAGGUCACCAUCUUCUGCAGAAGUGAGGAGGAAUUUCAUGGAGACUUCUAUCUCACCAGACAUGAAACCUCAUCUGAUGGAGGGAAAACUGUAGCUACCAAGCAGGCAGAAUCCAACAAGGCUGCAUUUUCCUUGACCAAUCUCAACCCAUCAGAUGGAGGCAUCUACAGCUGUAGAUCCCACCUGCGUGAAGACUAUCAGUUCUCAUCUCUCAGUGAGAAAGUCUAUCUCAAUCUAACAGAUCCCAGCCUGACCAAGCCUUCCAUCCAGAUUAAAAAUCAAGAAGAAAAGAGUCCAGAAGCAAAAAUCUCCAUACGGUGCAAGGGGACAAAAGACCUGGCUUUUGCUCUUCUGAAAUCAAGGGAGCAGAUAGCUUACAAGGCUGCAGAGCCAUACAAAAAGGCAGUGGAUUUUCUUCUCCACCAGAGGAGGUUGGAAGAGGCACAAAGUUAUACCUGCCAGUACCACCACAAAAGCAGCCCCUUUGUCUGGUCAGAGCCCAGUGACCCGCUGGAGCUGCCUUGGGAAGUUUCCAAGACGAGCAAGCCCACCAUCAAGACAAUACCCGGAGGGUCCAGUGCUUCAG